Messenger RNA from Tribolium castaneum (red flour beetle), 1767 nucleotides. RefSeq names its product baldspot (gene Baldspot). Gene Ontology annotation, molecular function: fatty acid elongase activity. The record is from RefSeq and is a predicted model, not a curated record. Bases 457 to 1284 code for a protein of 275 amino acids. Gene Ontology annotation, biological process: fatty acid elongation, polyunsaturated fatty acid; fatty acid elongation, saturated fatty acid; sphingolipid biosynthetic process. Gene Ontology annotation, cellular component: endoplasmic reticulum membrane. NCBI's taxonomy places the organism in Eukaryota, Metazoa, Arthropoda, Insecta, Coleoptera, Tenebrionidae. The transcript is spliced from 2 exons.
UCAGUCGUGCGUCAGUGAUUUUAAUUAUGCGUGGGUUUUUCCAAGAGAAGAUCAAAGUAAAAAGUUAAUGUGACAUGUUGUAAGACUUGAAAGAGAAAUUAACUGGAAGGGUUGGUAACACGUGGCAAUUUUGACUUGUCAAAACUAACAUGACACCUGUCAGAUGUUAUGUCAUUCGUCAUUUUUUCCCUUUAUCCACAAUUUUCGUCCUCAUUUCGCAAUCAUCCCAUCCACGGAUGCAGUUUUGUUGAUAUAAAAUUUGAAAUCAGCUGAAACUUUAAUCCCUCGCGCGCUCAACACUCAAACCGGUUUGCAUGUCGGAUCUUUACCGCACGAUUUUGGCAAAGAAAGAGGCCCAACGUGCAAUCCCCACGUUAGAAGGAGACGAGUGUCGAGUUUGGUGACGCAGGCGCGGAGUAUGGCGGUGUGAUUCGAAAGUGCUUCAGUGCCGCAACCAUGAAGGAGUACCACCAGGUCACGUCCCCGAACUACUCGUACGUGUUCAACUUCGAGUCGGACUUCAUCCACCAGGAGACCCGGACGUGGAUGAAGGACAACUGGACGUUGGGGUUCUACUACGUGGGCAUCUACAUGGUGCUCAUCUUCGGCGGGCAGCACCUGAUGCAGAACCGGCCGCGCUUCGAGCUCCGCGGCGUCCUCAGCCUCUGGAACACCCUCCUCGCCACGUUCAGCAUCAUCGGCGCCUGCAGGACGGUGCCGGAGUUCCUGCACACGCUCACCCACCACGGCCUCUACCACUCGGUGUGCGUGCCCAGCUUCAUCGAGCAGGACAAGGUGUCGGGCUUCUGGACGUGGAUGUUCGUCCUGAGCAAGCUGCCCGAGCUGGGCGACACCAUCUUCGUGGUGCUGCGGAAGCAGCCGCUGAUCUUCCUCCACUGGUACCACCACAUCACCGUGCUGCUCUACUCCUGGUUCAGCUACACGGAGUACACGGCCAGCGCGCGCUGGUUCAUUGUGAUGAACUACUGUGUCCACUCUGUGAUGUACACCUACUACGCGCUCAGGGCCAUGGGCUACAGCCCCCCGAGGCAGAUCGCGAUGGUCAUCACCUCGCUGCAGCUGCUCCAGAUGGUGAUCGGCUGCGCCGUCAACAUCUGGGCGCACCAGCUCCUCCAGAACCAGGCCGAAUGCCACAUAACCCCCUUUAACAUUAAAUUGUCAAUUGCCAUGUAUCUGAGCUACUUUGUUCUUUUCGCGCGGUUCUUCCACAAGGCCUAUCUGUCAGGGGACAAGAGGGGCAAAACUAAAUCAAAAGUUCACUAGUUCCGGGCAUCCACCGUUUUGUUCGUUUUUUUGUGGUUGUGAUAUGUUCUUCAAUAAAAUGUUCCAACUGCGUUCGCAAAUUUUAUAACAAAAACGUUAUAAAUUAUAUGUAUAUUUUUUAUAAAGCAUUUAGAAAAUGUGCAUUUCAUAGGGCAUUUACGGUUUUGUUGUUACAGAUAUCACAAGACGAAGGCACGACCAUCGUGUACUUAGCGAACUAAAUUUUUCAUUCUGUGAUAAUCACGAACUUAAUUUUGUCAACACCAUUGUUUCACUAAUUAAUUCAAUUUGUUUUGUGGUAUCUCUAAAAUGUUGGAAAAGGAACACGAGGACUAGUCAUUGUUAGGUUUAUAAUUAUGUAUGGAAUUACAUUCUUAUCAUAAUCGCUACUUUAUUUAUUUUCUACUUUUAGACAAUUCAAAGUGGACAGGCAAACUGUUAAAUUGUUCUGCAACAGUCGUUCAAUAAAAUAUUUUUUACCAA